Messenger RNA from Scophthalmus maximus (turbot), 2776 nucleotides. RefSeq lists its product as uncharacterized. The record is from RefSeq and is a predicted model, not a curated record. The transcript is spliced from 2 exons. Gene Ontology annotation, cellular component: membrane. Gene Ontology annotation, molecular function: G protein-coupled receptor activity. The coding region runs from base 655 to 1773 and encodes 372 amino acids. NCBI's taxonomy places the organism in Eukaryota, Metazoa, Chordata, Actinopteri, Pleuronectiformes, Scophthalmidae. Gene Ontology annotation, biological process: G protein-coupled receptor signaling pathway.
UGUCGCCAGAUGCCGCUCUGGUGGUUUCGUGGUCACAUUUGCACGUGGUGUUGUUGUUAACUGAACUUUUUGCACCGCUUCUCAUCCAACCACAUGCACGGGAGUGCCUGCAGCCCACAGAGCGGCGACAGCGAUAUUCAACAACAUAGCAGCUCAUGAAAUGCGGCUAUAAAGUGUUCCAAGCAGGGGACGUGUGGCACUAAAUGUGACAGUGACGGGUUGACGCGUGGGUAAACGGAAUAUCGGAAAUGUGUCCUCAUGGGGCUUCACAUGGAUGAAAAACUACCACGAACAAAAAAACUAAACAUAAACCUAUUAACAGGGGAAAAGGGAGAAACCUCAGGGAGAGACCCAAGUGAUGGAUUCCCCUCUCCCAGGACGGACAGGAGUAGAAAGAAAGAAAAGUAAGUAGAAGAAAAUGAAGUUUAAAAAGAAUUAUGAGAAAAGACAAGAGAGAGAGAGAGAGAGAGAGAGACAGAGGGGAGGGGAAGAGAGAGAGAAGGCGAAACUUGGGCAGUGAUGCAACCCAGUCAGUCUUCAGUGAGAGAGCACUGAGAGAGGAUCAUGCAGCGGAUAAGCUUUCACUCCCAUCAGCUCUGCCUUCAUCAUCAUCAUCCUCACCCUGUAAACCCAACCAGGCCCAGCUGAGGAGUCAUGUCAGCGAACACCACCACCACGGGGGCCGCGCAGGGGAGGGACUACACCUGCGUGCGCUUCUACGUGUCCACCGUGUCCUUCUCGGUGCUCCUCUUCUUCAACCUCCUCAUCAACUGGACCAUCGUGCGCGAGGAGCGGCUCCGGACGCGCGCGCGCUUCGUGCUGGUCUUCCACCUGCUCGUGUCCGCCCUGGUCUACCUGGGCACGAGCGGCCUCUUCUACCAGCAGCUGCACCUGGACGCGCGGCCGGGCCGCGUCGCCUGCGUGCUCAUGGUCACCGUCCUGAUCAGCAGCGCCUCCAACAUCCUGCUGACGCUCACGGCGAUGGCCCUGGACCGCUACUGCGCCGUGUGCCACCCGAUGCGCUACACCGCCACCUGCGCCGCGGGCCACUGGCCCUGGCUGCUGGGCGCGCUCACCUGGCUGGUGGCCCUGGCCAUCCCGCUCAGUCUGCUCCUCCAGCCGGACCCCGGGGCCGGCGGCGACGGGCCCGACUAUCGCGGGGAGUGCGGCCCGGAGCAGCAGAGGAAAGGCGGGCUGCAGAAGGUGGUGUUCAUCGGCGUGUGCACGGCGCUCAUACUGUACAGCUACGCGCGCAUACUCGUGGAGGGGCGGCGGCUGGGGGUGGUCAACAGGCGCAACCGGGCCGGCUGCAGGACGAUCGCCCUGCACGGCAUCCAGCUGGCCGUGUACAUCCUCCCCAACUUCGUGAACUUCGUGCUGACGACGCUGCACAAACACGACUUGAUCCAGACGCGCACCAAGGAGCUGUCGGCCGUGGUCGUCUUCGCCUUCUUCAGCUUGGCGCAGUGCAUUGCGCCGGUCGUUUACGGGCUGCGCAAAGAGGAACUGCUGGAGAAGUUGAGUCACCGGUUCCCCUGCUGUUCCCGACACCUGAAGAGCGUGCUGGGCUGGACCGUGCAGGCCAGCUGGCAACAGCCCCGCCAAAGAACACGGGAGCGAACGCUGACAGUCCAGACGAGCAUCUCCCAAGAGGUCCCACAAGCCCCAGCGGAGGAGGAGGAGGAGGAGGAGGAGGAGGAGACUCGGCCAAUGUCAGUCAGGAGUUCCUCAAAUGACUCCCACUCAUGUCAAGGUGAUACGGACAACGCCUGAUGGGAAAAGAAACGGGUCACCGUCAGGAUGCCGAGGGGCACGGGAACAUUUUUGGAUCAGUGGGUGGAUUACUCAGCGUCGGGCCAAGAAAGGAACUAGAGGAAUCUCCUCGGACUUCCCGGUAUAAGUCGGCUGGAAGAUUCAGACCGACGCGUGAAGCAACAUUGUGUUUGCCCUGUAACGAGCGCAGACAUGCGGAUUCACAGCGGAGCUGCUUAGCGACCAAAACCACUGGUUAUUCUAAAUGUUCCCUGGCUGGUCCAGGGAUUUCAAAGCUUAAAGUCGUCAGGUGACAGGUCAACUACUCAGACUACUGCUGACAGUCCUGCAUCAUUCCGCUGUGACGGAGGAUCGUUUUGUUUCCAUGUGUUCUUUAAGCCCGUGCAUGUUGAAGUCUCGUGGUCUCGGUCCACGUGGAUAUCUUUCCAGCACCUGGAAAUAAAAAAAAAAGAGGAAGGUCAAAUGGCAGCGGUGGUUCAUUUCGUAAUUGCAGUGGAACAGCUGUUGUCUGCUGAUGAUGAUUAAUCCCUCUCUUACCAAGUUAGAGAAGAUGAGAAGAUCAAUACUGCUCUCAAUAUUAGGUGUAAGCAGCUGAUCCCCAAAGAAACGAUUGUUGUUUUUUUAGUAUCAAUACAUAUAUAUAUUUUUUUUACAUGUUAACGUGUAUGAGAAUUACUAAUUUACAGAGAACAGUAACAAGAAAAAGCCUAAAAGCAAAUUAUUUGGUGGUGACGUCCCCUGCACAUUACAUUGGCUGCUUUAAACAAUGAAACUGUAUCAAUAUCAUGAGGAAAAAACUAAUAAGUAAACAACUAGCCCAGAACACAAAAUUUCAUCUUUACUUUUGUUUUGCUUUUAUAUGACGUGAACAAACAAGAUCGAAUAGAGAGGUACAGGGUUUUCCUGUUUGUUGUCUUUGAGCUAAGCUGACACGUAUCCUGGCGCCAGCAUCAUUUUUUUUUAAGGACACCCAUUAGAUUUAAUAAAAAACAACUAACGAUUA